CGGAAAUGAUUAAAAUGUCAAAUGGCACAAAAUUUGAAAUCCAGAUAAAUAAAGAACAAGUAUAGUAAAAGUUGGCAAUAGGAAUACAUGUGAACAGUGAUACUUUGAAGCUAGAACAGUCCAAGUAUUUGUAAUAGAUAUAGGCAAAGGUGGAAAGUAGAGACGACUGACAAAAAGUUGCAUUUUUGUAUAGAAAUACAACCACAACAAAAAACAAAGGCUCAACGCCUUGCAAAAAGGAAGUUGAUGGAACUAUCAUUAUAUGUUAUUGUUUGACAUUCUUGACAUUUUACCAGACAUACAUGUAGGGAGUUGAAGAUAAGCUUGUUACAUUCAGCCCAUGUGACAUCGAGUUUAACCUGAAUUAACUUAUACAACAGUAUGUUGACAACCAGGACCAGGUUGAAAGUGUUAGCAGAGAUAGUUGAAGAGGAAGAAGAUGUUGGUUCACCUACAAUUUGUGAGGAUAUCAGAGGGACUCCAGUUAGGGUCGUGAGGGCAGAGAGUGUGGAGGAGGAUGAUAGAAGAGAACGGCGGAGAAGGAGAAUUACAGAAGAGCUGUUUGAAACUGAGAAAACAUAUAUACACCAUUUAGAAUUAGCUUAUAAGUUUUUUGAGUUCCCAUUGAGGUUUAACUGUUUGGUGUCAGAGCGAGCACAUGCACAGCUUUUCAGUAACCUGGAGCAGAUUCUUGAAGUGAAUAAAAAGCUUUUAGAGUACAUGGAGCAGACUACUGUGGGAACAGCGUUCAAGUUUCUGGGACCUUUCUUGAAGUUAUACUCAAUGUAUGCAAAUAAUCACCAACAAGCAAUAUCAACAUUGCAGGAUAGUCUGAAAAAUGAAAAGUUUGCAGAAUUUAUCAGAGAGCAGGAAGACAGGCCUGAAGUAAUGGGACUGAAAAUUGGAGCUUUACUUAUAACCCCUGUACAGAGGAUACCUAGGUAUAAAUUACUGCUUGAAGAUCUUUUAGAAAACACAAGUGAAGAACAUCAUGAUUAUGCAAUGUUGAAAGAAGCAGCAAAGCAGGUUGGUGAGAUUGCCAGACACAUCAACGAGCAUGUAAGACAGAAUGAGAACUUCCAGAAAAUGUUGUCCAUACAUAACAGUUUUGACAACUCAGCUCCAAAAAUACUUGCUCCAGGGAGAGUUUUUAUCAAAGAAGGAAAACUUAAUAAGAUAUCGAGACGAGGUGGCAGAUCACAGGAGCGUAUGUUUUUCCUGUUCUCUGAUAUGAUGAUAUAUGGCAAACCCAAACUGUUGGACAGUGGUAACAACUCCUAUACCUGUUGUUGUGUGCUGCCACUUAAACAUUGUCAAGUGGAGAAAGUUCUUGGUAGUGUACAACGCACGGACGGUGGUGGCAUGUUCAGGAUAAACUGUAAGGAGGAGAGCCUAUUGUUAUUCUGUACUGAUCCUGACGAGGCCCAGUCAUGGGUAGACUGUACUGAAGCUGCAAUAAGAAAACUGAAUGUAAAUAGACAAACGUUAAGAAAACCAAGCAGUCAGAAUGUGCCAGUUAGAGGAAAGUCUUUACUCAAGAUGAGGUUGAGAGAAAGAAAACAAGAUUUGAAGCGUAAACUUCAGCCAAAGAGAAGAGCCUCUAAGGCCACAACAGAAGGUCGACCACCUAUGAAAACUUUGGUAGAGAACUGCUUGACUCCACCAAAACGCCAGAGGAUGAAUUCCCAUGUAGAAAGUGAAGCAUCUUGUUCCACUGGUACUGUUGAAGAAGAGAAUGAAAUUUGUCUUGACAACUGGAACCCUGAAGAGGCGCAGUAUGUAAACAAUGAUGUAGAUGAUAACAAUGAUGAAAACUAUGAAGAUGAUGACGAUGAUAAUGAAUAUAUAGAUGAAAAUGUCCCCACAAUAGUUAUUGAAAAUCCUCCAUACAGGGAAUUGUUAGAGGAUAUUGAAAAUGAAUGUGACAAUGUUACAGCUAGUGGGAGCAGUAGGGUUAAAUUUAGUUCAGAUGUUACGAUGCAUAAUGGAAACUCGUCACAGCCCUGGUUUAAUCCAAAAUUACAACAAAAAGAGGAAUCUUCAUCUUGCUCCACAUGGCCUAUUAGGAGGGUUGUACAGAGAGGAACGAAAGUAACAUCCCGUAUAGGUGGAAUGAUGGACAGUGUUCGAGACCAUAAAUCUUGUAUAAUUAUUUAGAUAGUCUACAGAUAUAAUUGAGCUGCCCCAUGAGAAAACCAACAUAGUGCAUUUGCCACAGCAUGGAUCCAGACCAGCCUGCGAAUCCGCGCAGUCUGGUCAGGAUCCAUGCUGUUCGCUUUCAAAGCCUAUUGCAAUUAGAGGAAUCGUUAGCGAACAGCAUGGAUCCUUACCAGACUGCGCAGGUUAGUCUGGAUUCAUGCUGGUCGCAAAUGCACUAUGUUGAUUUUCUCAUGGUGUGGCUUUGUUUGUAUACCAGUACUCAUUUUGUAACUCUUGUAAUAUAAAGAAAACGUGAUAUUAAAAUUUAAUUGGUAAUAAAGUCUUUAAUGUAAAAAUCAACAAAAAAGUGAUAUUUUUUCAGAUUAUAUAUUUGAGUGUUGUUAUAUUUUUGAUGUAUUCUCUCUAAGUAUCAGAGAACCUUCAAGAUAUGUGAAAAGAAUUUUCAGGUGUUUAUUAAGUAAAUAGACACAUAUCAUAAAAGGCUGGUUCUUAAAAAUAGUUUGGAAAAAUCAAGACUUGAUUUGUUAUUGAAAAAUAUAGACAAUUUUGCUUCACUUACUAGGUCAUAAUAGAAUAAUUAUCAUUAUAAUUGUCACCAUUUGUGCUUUAUUGUGGACAUUCCGAUUAUUGCUAAUAUAUAGCCAUUCCAUAAUUAACGGCAGUCAUUAAAUACAUUUCCCAUUCUAGGUAAUACAUAACCAUUCUGUAAUGGACUGCAGUAAUUUAUUCAUUUUCUGAUUCUUGCAAAUAUAAUAUGUAAUGAACUAGAGUUUAUACAUUUUUCAAUUUUUGCUAAUAUAUGACCAUUUCAUAAUGAACUGCAGUAAGUAUGAAUUUUCUGAUUCUUGCAAAUAUAUCGCCUGUAAUGAGCUGCAGUUAAUAAUGCAUUUUCCAAUUCUUGCUAAUAAUAUAUAGAGGAUAUUACAUGAGUGUCUUUUUAUAUUGAAUUUAUUAAAUGAGUUGAAUAAAAUGCGAGGCUCUGUCGAGUGUUUUAUCAAUUUUAUUCAACGAGUUUAAUAAAUUCAGUGUGGGAAGUCACAAAUGUAAUAUUCUUUUUAUCACAUGUUAGAUUUUCCUGUCGAAAACUCAUACAUUCUACUUUCUUCUACUAUAUAAACAAGUCAAUUUGACCAACGUCUCAUGUACUAUAAAUGACGUCGACGUCAAAGCUUUAUUA
Molecule: messenger RNA, 3337 nt
Organism: Mercenaria mercenaria
Lineage: Eukaryota; Metazoa; Mollusca; Bivalvia; Venerida; Veneridae
Product: rho guanine nucleotide exchange factor 39-like
Exons: 13
Coding region: 382-2157 (591 amino acids)
Cellular component (GO): cytoplasm
Molecular function (GO): guanyl-nucleotide exchange factor activity
Source: RefSeq, a predicted model, not a curated record